Messenger RNA from Microdochium trichocladiopsis, 966 nucleotides. RefSeq lists its product as uncharacterized. The record is from RefSeq and is a predicted model, not a curated record. Lineage: Eukaryota; Fungi; Ascomycota; Sordariomycetes; Xylariales; Microdochiaceae. The transcript has 3 exons. Bases 173 to 877 code for a protein of 234 amino acids.
CAGCGUAUUGAGUGCGUCACAUGACAGCAUUUUCGAAUCGCGCGAGAGCUUGCUGACGUGCCGCCAUGAUGUCACCUAUUUCGUGUAUCGGCGCGAUGGGAAGCAAAUGACAAAGAGACUACUGCACAAUGAGUCACGCAACUUUCCAAAAUAGUAAUUCCCACCUGCAAUCAUGGCACCUUCCACCAGAAACCCAACCCACGGCCAAAAGGUUGACCUCGGCGCCGCCGCCCCCGUGACCAAAGAGGGCCCCGGGGCUAUAGCUCCAGACUCCCUGGCUGCAGAGUCUCGCGCUUUCGCGGAGGCGAAUGAUGUGUCUGCGGAACAAAUCUCGCACCAGGGCAAGGAGAAUUUCGGAUCUGGGUCGCAAUCGCACCACGAGUCCGGCUCCCACCCACACCACAAAUCUCACUCGGCUCGUCACGGUGCCGGUAGUGAAUCUACCAGCGGCAGUGUUGGCGAUGGACACCACAACGACAAGCACAAGGACAACAAGGGCAACCACAAAGGCCUAGGCAGCAGCGGCCACGAGGACAAGAAUAAAUCAGGCGGCAAGCAGCAUGCUGCCCACGACCACACUGGCACAGGCAGCAAGACCAAGGGCUCGAAAGAAAGCCACAGCCACGCAGAUCCUGCCCCGACUUAUAUCUACAAUGUCCUUGGCACCAACCGCAAUCCUCACGAGGGCCCUCAUGGCAAGAAUAGAAACGCGAGUUUCUCCCAGUUCGGUACCAAGGCUGAUCCGGGACGACUGGCCGAGGACAAUUUUGCACUGCGGGCAAGCGUGGGCAUAACUGAGUCGACUGCACCAAGGCAGAAAAAGAGCUCGGACGGAAACACACCUUUCGAUGUUCUGGGGUCCUCGAGCAAGGCAUAAAUAGUUCAUUUCCAGACACGACCUACCGUAGUCUGGCCCAUGAUCAUUCCCAAGCAGUGGGCAUGUUGUAUUUCUGUACAGUACGUAGC